Anopheles maculipalpis is the source of this 1200-nucleotide messenger RNA. RefSeq names its product protein Wnt-2 (gene Wnt2). Lineage: Eukaryota; Metazoa; Arthropoda; Insecta; Diptera; Culicidae. Gene Ontology annotation, cellular component: extracellular region. The transcript has 8 exons. Gene Ontology annotation, biological process: positive regulation of JNK cascade; canonical Wnt signaling pathway; neuron differentiation. The record is from RefSeq and is a predicted model, not a curated record. Gene Ontology annotation, molecular function: frizzled binding; cytokine activity. Bases 96 to 1151 code for a protein of 351 amino acids.
UUCGGCGUACGCGAAGCCGUCCGGAGCAGCAAUUUCGAAAACGUAUGAAGCAGAUAACCGAUGCCAUAAAAUGUUAUUACAAACAAUAGGAUAAAAUGAGAAACGUUGCAGCGGCGCUGUUUGUUAUUCUCACCAUCUUCAAAUUAAGGGCUGCUAAAUGUUUCGUGUCGUCGGUGCUUUGCUCGCGUAUACCAGGACUCACACAAACCCAGCGUCAAAUAUGCACAGAAUCCUCCGAUGCUGUUGUAUCUUUAGCAUCGGGUCAAUUGUUAGGGGCAAAUGAAUGUCAAAAACAGUUUUACGGUCAUCGAUGGAACUGCACUCACGUAUGGAAUAAUGAUAUGCUCGGACAGAUAAUAGUGAUAGGUUCAAAAGAGGCUGCAUACACUUAUGGUAUAACAAGCGCUGGGGCAGUAUACUCCAUAACUGCAGCAUGCGCUAAAGGAAACAUAACAACGUGUGGUUGUGACACGAAGCAAAAAAGUUUUUCUUCCAGCGAGUCUGAAAACUGGAAAUGGGGAGGUUGUUCCGUGGACAUUGGCUAUGGUAUGCGGUUUGCAAAAAAGUUUCUCGAUGCCCGUGAAAUAGAAAACGAUAAUCGCAGUCUCAUGAACCUGCACAACAACCGUGUCGGAAGAAAGAUAGUGAAGCUUCUUUUACGAACUGAAUGCAAAUGCCACGGCGUAAGUGGAUCCUGUGCCAUGAAAACAUGCUGGAAAAGUCUGCCUUCCUUUCAUGUUGUUGGUAGCACUAUGAUGAAAAAAUAUCGUAAAGCCAAGUUAGUACACGGAAUCAACCUACGCAAUAAUCAACUUCAACUCGUGCUGAAACGGAAGGGCAACAAACUGCAACAAAACAGUGGAAAAAUUCUGAAUGAUAAUCAAAUUCCAAAGAGAACGGAAUUAGUCUAUCUGGAGCCAUCGCCAAAUUAUUGUGAGCGUAAUAUCAGUAUCGGUGUUCUGGGCACAACAGACAGAAAUUGCAACCGUACUUCCACUUCCAUGGAUCGCUGUGACCUACUGUGCUGUGGUCGAGGCUAUAAUACGCAUCAGAUCGACCGGACAUGGCAGUGCAACUGUAAAUUCAAAUGGUGUUGCACUGUUACGUGCGAUGUUUGCUCCGAGCGAAAGGAAGAGUACACUUGUAAAUAAUUUAGUAUUAGCAAAGAUGAAAUAAAAUUACAGUUUUCCAAUACUGAAA